AUGCCAGGCCUCAGAGUCGCUUUCACAGGGGGGUCGGGCAAGGUGGGCCGGCAUGUGAUCAAAGAACUCCUGCGCCACGGUCACCAAGUCAUCAACCUCGACCUCGUCGACCUCGCAUCCUCUUCGUCCAACGACUUCCCCGAGCUGCGGGACGUCCACACCAUAAAAUGCGACCUCACCGACAGCGGCCAGGUCUUCAGCAAUCUCAACACGCACAUGAAACUAGGCGAGCCGUUCCCCGCAGAGACCCCUCGACCUCCUGACGCGGUGAUCCACUUCGCUGGCAUCAACAAGCCGAUGGUCGUAUCUGAUGGAGAGACCUUUCGGAUAAAUGUCAUGAGCACCCACAAUGUGAUCGAGGCGGCUUGUAAGUUGGGUAUCAAGAAGAUCAUCAUUGCGAGCAGCAUCACCGUCUACGGCGUUGCCUUUGGUCAGGGCAAUUUGGAGUAUGCCUCCUUUCCUGUCACCGAGGAAGCAGACUGUAGUCCGACAGAUCCCUACGCGUUGUCGAAACUGUGCGGUGAGCGGAUUGCAAGGAGUUAUGCCGCCAAGUUCGGUGUGGACAUAUACUGCCUGAGAAUCGGCAGGGUGUUCGAACCGGACGAGUAUAACAGCGACGUGUUUCGGGGCUACGUCCGCGAGCCCGAGAGGUGGUUUCAGCAUGGCUGGUCCUACACUGAUGCGAGAGAUCUGGGUCAAAUGUGCCACCGCGGGCUCGAGAAGUCAGGGUUGGGAUUCCAAAUAUUCAACGCCGUCAACGACACCAUCACCAACACCGGCCGAUAUACGUCGCUAUUCCUGGAGGGGUUGUAUCCACAUAUUCCGCAUACGAGAGAGCUGCGCGGGAGAGAAGCCCCCAUCUGCAAUGACAAGAUUCGGCUGGAAUUGGGGUUUGAAGAAGAUCAUGAUUGGACACAUUACUAUCAGUCUGGGGUACACGAUUAG
This is a messenger RNA of Fonsecaea multimorphosa CBS 102226, 945 nucleotides long. RefSeq lists its product as uncharacterized. The coding region runs from base 1 to 945 and encodes 314 amino acids. Lineage: Eukaryota; Fungi; Ascomycota; Eurotiomycetes; Chaetothyriales; Herpotrichiellaceae. The transcript has a single exon. The record is from RefSeq and is a predicted model, not a curated record.